UAGUGAGCUUGGGGUACCUGUGCCUAGAACGGCUGCGACGGAGAGAAGAAAGAUGGCUUCCGAUACAAACGCCAAGCAGAAAUCGUCCCAGCGAAGACUCCAGAGCUACGUAAUUGUGAGCAUCGCUCUGGGUAUCAUUGUGCUAGUUACGGUGGCGUUCAUUGUCAAGCAAUCGCCUCCGAAGAUCCGUGCUCUACCAACUUUCGUAGACCGGAUCACCUUCACACUACAAUGGGAGCUCGUCUCCCUUCUUGCCGUUCAAGCAGGCAUAGUUUGGGUCGCACGUACACGGUUCUCGACGGCAGCAAUCAAUCCGUUGGAUAAGAGUGCAAAGCAGUUUGUAGAGAUACCUCAAAAGUACCUAAAGAAUACUGUGGAGCAGUUUGUUUUGCAUUUCGUCGCGUCGCUUGUUCUCACUACUUAUCUCACUGCCGAGCAGAUGUUCGUUGUUCCUGUCCUGGUAGGGAUUUUUGUCACGGGUAGGCUGUGUUUUGCCGUUGGAUACAAGAUUCAUUUCUCGGCUAGAGGCUUCGGAUUUGCGCUGACGUGGCUUCCUACCGUUGCUAUUAUUAUGUACUGCCUGUAUCGAAUGAUUCAAGGGUGAACAAUCUCGAGCUUGGUACAGCAGAACCACGAUAACUCGAAUUUCCCGUUUACCUAAAUAAACUUUUGAGGUGAUAUUGAAUACUUAGUGUAACUGAGUUUAUAUAUUAUUUUAAAAAUUGGUGUUAAUUUUUAAAUCCGAGGUAACUGAAUCACUCAACAUUUAUACUCUUUAAAGAAGGCCAAUCACGCCGCCAUUUUAUACUCCCGCUCAAUGCGGAGUCACUGAAGCAUCCAUUUCCAUCGGCUAAUUCAAGCAAGUAAACAAGAUAUUUGUAAUGAAAUAUCGUCAAUAACAUAUCAUACUUCAUUUUUAGACUGUUUUUUUUUAGGUUUCCUUGCGAAUAAAUCGCUGUAUUUUCAACACUUCUUUAAAGUUUCUAUAACACUCCUUUCUAUAUCAACAUGGCAUAUUAUAUGUUUGGCCAUAUUAUAUUGAAGGAGAAAGUAUUUAUACUUGAAACCAUAACAGAAUAUGUUUUUGCUUAAUAAUUUUUAUUUGUUUGUAA
Nematostella vectensis (starlet sea anemone) is the source of this 1112-nucleotide messenger RNA. RefSeq names its product transmembrane protein 79. The transcript has a single exon. The record is from RefSeq and is a predicted model, not a curated record. Bases 53 to 604 code for a protein of 183 amino acids. Gene Ontology annotation, biological process: regulated exocytosis. Lineage: Eukaryota; Metazoa; Cnidaria; Anthozoa; Actiniaria; Edwardsiidae. Gene Ontology annotation, cellular component: trans-Golgi network membrane; lysosomal membrane.